UGUUCAUGUCUGCCGUCAUUCAACGAAGGUGAGGGUGUAUAGGUGCGUCUUGUUUUGUGUCAGAAAGUUGCCGUAUGGACGAUUAAUAAUGACUUAAGGGACUUGAUCGAACAGAGAAAGAUGGGAGAUUUAUACCGUGGGUAUUGUCUCUCAUGGACUGGCCUUUUUAGAGAGAUAAUUCUCCAUAUAUUCCGAUGCUGAAGUGAACAAAAUGGCAGCUCAUCCAAAGUUUGACAAAAUGGCAGUCACAGUGGAUAACUCUUCGUCGAAUUCUAGUGUUUAUGACACAAACACAAAGGAGGAUUUGGACCAUAGGCCUUCUAUGGGAAAUAUGAAAUCCUUAACAGACGGUAUGCAUAAAAAGAAGAGCACGUUUAAAAUCACAAGCGUGACGAAAAACAUUCAGCGCCCCCCGAUCGGAGGGGACCCCCCGAACGAUGCAGAUGGUGAUUCUAUGGAUGACUUAGACGAGACUGUGGAAAGUCACACAGAAGAUCUAAGUUCAGAAAUCCUAGAUAGUUCUAAAUAUACAGAUCUAGGCGACCAAAACACGCCUUUAGAGGAUUUUACCCAGACGUUUGGUCAGGACUCGGAAGUGAUAAUUAGCAAUACAGGCGGUAAGGAGGUCACAACUAAAGAGAAAAGUGAUGUUCAUUCUAGUACCACCACACGUUUUAAAGUAGUUAAAAUAGAGACCAAAGAACCAUUUAGAAGGGGUAGAUGGCUGUGUCAUGAUUUGCUUGACACGCCAGUGACAGAAAAGAGUGAAACAAAGGUAGUUAGAGACUCGACGACAGAUGAUCAAGCCAAUUCUGGAAACUCAAGUGCUUCAAGUUCUAUACAUUAUGUUCCCGGUGUUGAUGAUCCAGCCAAGAAUCCAUUAGCUGUGACGGGAUUGCAGAACCAAGGAACGGACGGAUUUGUCAUUCAAAGUGAUAAUCAGAGUGAUAAAUUUCAGUCUAAACCGCAACCAGGAAUGGUGCCUACUUCCCAGGACGGCACACAUUCCUAUAACCAACCUAAUCCAAACGUGUCCCAGAUUCCUACUAGUUUGCCAACCCAUCCAUCGCAAAACUACCAGGGCAUUGUUGUAAAUACUGGUGCGGGAUCGCCUGGUCAGACUAGGCAAAAUAUCCCGCAGACAGGCCCAGUUACUGGACACGGUGGGUCGGUACCACCAGGUCAUGUACAAAAACCUAUGCAAGUCCAGACUCCAGUAGCAGAUAAUGCUAACCCUAGUUCACAACAUUCAUCAAUGCCAGUUACUACAGGCACCUCACAAAUUCCAAACAGCAUUACCGGACAAAUGCCUCCAACUUUGAAUGAUCAGACAAAACUGCCACAACCAGGAGGCACAGGUCUGGGUCCUGUUCCAAGUGGGCAGUCCCAAAUCAACCAAAGUACUGUAGACUCUAGCUCUAAUCCAGCGUCUGCUAAAGAUACUGCACACUGGAAUGAGUCGGAUGGGGGUGAAGUUCAAACUUUGAAUUUUAACAUUGCUGCUAGUCGGUUUAACAAUGACCAAACAGGCCUAGACAGUAGACUUACUCAUCAAUUGAAACCGGUAACCGGUCCUUCACAUUUCAGUGAUUUUUCAGCCCCAAUCUUGACGCCAUUAGCUGUUGCUGAAGCUGUUGGUGGCAUGUCUAGUCCAACGAAAGCAGAUGAAAGGUAAACUUUGUCUAAUUUCUCACGUGUAAUCUGUGUAGAAGGCCACCAUUUAUACAGCAGAUAUAUAUGUGUAA
Molecule: messenger RNA, 1745 nt
Organism: Mizuhopecten yessoensis (Yesso scallop)
Lineage: Eukaryota; Metazoa; Mollusca; Bivalvia; Pectinida; Pectinidae
Product: TSC22 domain family protein 2-like
Exons: 1
Coding region: 212-1675 (487 amino acids)
Source: RefSeq, a predicted model, not a curated record